Molecule: messenger RNA, 2067 nt
Organism: Oppia nitens
Lineage: Eukaryota; Metazoa; Arthropoda; Arachnida; Sarcoptiformes; Oppiidae
Product: peroxidasin homolog
Exons: 10
Coding region: 1-2067 (688 amino acids)
Biological process (GO): response to oxidative stress
Molecular function (GO): heme binding; peroxidase activity
Source: RefSeq, a predicted model, not a curated record
AUGACAUAUAAAAACCCAUGUCCGAAGAUUACAUUUACCGACAAUGUUAUCGAAGAGGCGCUAAAAAGUGGUCACAAUUAUACUAAUCAAUUGAAAUCAAUUGAAGAUAUCAUUGAUUCAAAAGGUUUGUUCAUCGAUACGACCAAAAUAUCUGCCGCCGCCCGACAUGUCAUACCCUCACAAAACAGACACCAUUUACGGGAAAUUCAUGAAAAUCAGCGAUUUUUCGAAGAAGUUUCCCGACAUCUCAUUAAAAAUUAUAGUUUAAGUGGCGAUGAAGUCCAAGCCUUACGGCACAGUAAUGUCGAACAGCAUAGACUUGUGCGCCGAAAGCGCCAGACAUGUCGUUCCCAACAACCGAUCAAUUGUUUUCGUAGCCGUUUUCGUACGUUUGACGGCAGCUGUAAUAAUGAACGCAACCCCCGAUGGGGAAAGUCGUUUGAAUGUGUGGCCCGACUAUUGGAUCCCAACUAUGCCGACGGAGUGUCCGCUCCCCGAGUUUCCCGAUCGGGUCGACCGUUGCCCAAUCCGCGUAGUCUAUCGGUAGCCAUACACCCGCAAGAGGAUGUCAGUGCCAACUUUAGCCAUAUGGUGAUGCAAUUUGGCCAGUUUCUCGACCACGACAUAUCACUGUCACCGGUAACCCAGUUGCGUACCGGCGGCGUCCAGUGCUGUCCCCGACCGACACAUCCGGAUUGUUUCGAGAUUCCAGUUCCCGGGAAUGACCAGUUUUUCAAUCGGAUGGGCCAACGGUGUAUUAAUUUUGUCCGAUCCGUACCGUGCGAAUCGUGCCGUACUGGUCAUCGGUUGCAGCUGAACGAGUUGACCGCUUUUAUCGAUGCCAGCAAUAUCUACGGCAGUAGUAUUAAUGAAUCGUUUGGGCUCAGGGAUAAAAAUGGUUUAUUAGCCGUCGGUUUUGAUAAGUUUCGGCGACCAAUAUUACCGCCAAGUAAUAACAUCGGCAACGAUCAGUGCAGUCGACCCAAUAAGCUAUGCUUCCGGGCGGGCGAUAACUCCCGGGUCAAUCAGCACCCGGCUCUCACAGCACUUCAUACAAUUUGGAUGAGACAACACAAUAGGGUUGCCUCGGCUAUCAAACAAUUAAAUCCUUUAUGGGAUGGCGAGCGUGUAUAUCAAGAAUCCAGACGUAUAAUCGGUGCCCAAAUGCAAAUGAUUACAUACAAUGAAUUUUUGCCAAUAGUUUUGGGACCAAAAGUCAUGCAAUUUUACAAAUUAAAUGUCCAAACAAAUGAUAACAACACCAACAGCUUUACCCGAUAUGACCCGUCGGUAAAUCCGUCAAUUUUGAGUGAAUUUUCAUCGGCUGCCUUCCGUUUCGGCCACAGUAUAGUAAACGGUAGGUUCAGUUUGAUUAGCUCAUCCACACCGUCCCAGAAAUCGUCGUUCAAUUUGCGGGACAACUUUUUUACCGCCAAUCGUAUGCAUUCCGGCCAAAUGGAUGCCAUAUUAAGAGGACUGGUAGGUCGCAGUGCCCAACGAUUUGAUCCGUUUUGUCAUGGUGAUCUGCGCAAUCAUCUAUACCAACAGCGGGGACAGUUAUCCGGAUCGGAUUUACCAGCGAUGAACAUACAGCGCGGCCGGGAUCACGGACUACCCGGUUAUGUACAUUAUCUUAAGCAUUGUUUUAAAGAAGAUAUCAAAACAUUUGAACAAUUGGAUCAGUAUAUGCCGUCGAGUCAAAGACAACGAUUCCAGCAGAGCUACCAACACGUCGAAGAUAUCGAUUUGUUUUCGGGCGGUAUAUCCGAGUUGCCGCUGUCGGGUGCUAUAGUCGGACCAACAUUUGCCUGUAUUAUUGGUACACAAUUUAAUCAUUUGAAAUAUGGCGAUCGUUUCUAUUUUGAACAUAAAGGACAACCCGGCUCAUUUACUUCUGGUCAACUAAAGGCCAUUCGCGGUACACUAUUUGCACGUAUUGUUUGUAUUAAUGGCAAUAAUUUUAAGGAAAUUCAUUCACAUAUUUUCCAAUUAAAUAGCGAUAGCGACCCUAUAAUAUCAUGCGAUGACAUACCCGAUAUCGAUAUAAGCCAAUGGCGAGAUGCUUAA